AUGAGACAAGUUGAUUUUGUUCCAGUCUCCACUGUUGAGGUGGACGCAGUGGUAGGCAAGAGUGCUACCCUACCCUGCGACAUCGAAACGGAGACCAACGAAGACCGGGUCUACAUGGUCUUGUGGUUCAGACAUGCUGGCGGGAAACCUCUGUACAGCUUCGACGUGCGAGGCCGCGGCUUCAACAAGGCGCUACACUGGUCCGACCCCCACACCUUCGGCCAACGGGCGUACUUCGUGACGAUCUCCAGGCCGGCUGCCCUGACCAUUGACGGGGUCCAACUGGACGACGAGGGCCUCUACCGCUGCCGCGUCGACUUCAAGAACUCACCUACACGGAACUUCCAAAUAAAGCUCAAUGUUAUUGUACCUCCGCACCAGAUGUUGCUCUACGACAGCGCCGGAAAAGACCUCGCGGGAGUGAUCGGCCCUCUUGAGGAGGGCGGCGACUUCGCACUCACUUGCGAACUGAGAGGAGGUCGCCCCUCACCGAUGCUAACAUGGGUGAUCGACUCCACGCCCAUUGAGAAAACCGAGCGAGACAGAGCCGAAGGCAACACGAUCAUAAGCAAGCUGACCCUGAGGGGCGCUAAACGCAACUGGCUCAAUGCCACCGUGCGUUGCCAGGCCAACAACACCCGGCUGCAGAGCCCCUACGAACGAUCUGCUAGGAUCGAAAUGCUUUUACGCCCAACGUCAGUGGCGAUUGUGGACAAACCUAAGAAGAUGCUGGCCGACCGAGAGGUGGUCCUGGUGUGCAUCUCGUAUGGCAGCCGACCAGCCGCCCAGAUCACCUGGUACCGGGCCAAUAUGAAAUAUGAGAAGGGACAGGUCACCGAGUACUCCAACGAGACAACCACGUUCAACCAGCUCGUUAUGAUCCCGGAACCUGAUGAUGACGGUAUCACCAUGCGCUGCCGAGCUGAAAACACCAUCUUGAACUACGGCCUUGAAGACAACAUGCGUAUGCUGGUUGUUUACAAACCUGUGGUGAACCUGAUACUCGGGACCACUCUGAAGCCACAAGACAUUAAGGAAGGUGAUGAUGUCUAUUUCGAGUGCAACGUACAAUCGAACCCUAAAGAAUACCGCAUCCGCUGGUACCACAACGGGUUCCCCAUCAACCGGACGUCGGCCACAGCGUUCAUCAGCACCAAGUCUUUGGUGCUGCAGAAGGUUACCAGACACGACUCCGGCGUCUACACGUGCCGUGUCGUCAACGAGAUUGGAGACACGCUCAGUUCCCCCGUCUAUCUCAGGGUUCAAUAUAUGCCGUACUGCACACAGACGUCUCCAAUGCUGAUUGGCGCACAGAUCGAUGAGCCUAUGCGCGUCAAAUGCACAGUGACAGCUGAUCCCGCCGUUGUCACAUUCUUCUGGCAAUUCAAUAAUAGUGGGGAGAGUUUUCAGGUUUCUCCCCACCGAUAUAGCCCGCCUUUGCUCUUGUCCACGGACGGUGGGACAGUGAGUGAGCUCCGUUACAGGGCAGCCAGUGAGAGGGACUAUGGAGCCCUAUAUUGCACGGCUAACAACCCCAUUGGGGUGCAGAAGGACCCCUGCGUAUUCCAAGUUGUACCAGCUACUCGUCCGGCACCUCCUCGCAACUGCACACCAAUGGUGAUACCCCGACAGAGCGAACCAUUACUGGCUGUGAACUGCACCCCUGGCUACGACGGCGGGCUCCGCCAGUACUACACCUUGGAGAUCCAUGGACCCCACGCUCAGGUCUUGGUCAACACUUCGGCUGCUUCAACAGACGGAAAUGUAUGGCUUAACGUCACCUGGGACAUGUUGGAGGUCAUAGAAGACGAAGAUGAAAUAGUGGUAAUCGCAAGAAACAACAAAGGCCCCGCUGAACCCGUUAUCUUGAACACCACAGGCAUGGUGUUCAAACCCCCUAUGAAGAAUGAUGAGAAAAAGCCGAAAGAGGAUGCUACAGUGGCGGUUGCAGCCACUCUGAUCGCGCUGCUGAUGCUAGUAGCGGUCGCUGGGGCGCUGGCGGCGUUGGCUUUCAAAAAGAGGCCAGAAACAGCGACUGCCGUUGCCAGUAAGCGUCCCUCUCAGUCGGUAGUGCAAGUCGAUGGUCAGGGCAGGCGAUGCCUCUUCGCCUACCCAGCUUCACCGGACAAGGAAGUUAGGCCUGACGUUAUUAACCCGAGACCCGAUACGGCCCGUCCCCGCGUGGUGCUGGAGUCCAACGACGGGAAUGCUUACAUGCUGCAUGACCUGUCGGGAGAUUUGCGAGGACCCCCCCGUAGACCAGCAGGCCCUGAAGAGCCCCCCGUGGUACGUGCGGUCCCGCCUCGCCGCGGUCGUAUACCAGCAGAGCUCUGGGUGUAA
This is a messenger RNA of Pectinophora gossypiella (pink bollworm), 2340 nucleotides long. RefSeq names its product B-cell receptor CD22-like. The transcript has 16 exons. NCBI's taxonomy places the organism in Eukaryota, Metazoa, Arthropoda, Insecta, Lepidoptera, Gelechiidae. Bases 1 to 2340 code for a protein of 779 amino acids. The record is from RefSeq and is a predicted model, not a curated record.